AUGGCUUUGAACUGGCUUACUGCAUGUGGUACUUUGUUCUGUGCCGGGCUUUAUUUAUGGCUGGGUGGCAGAAAAAGUGUAGCCAUGGCCAUAGUUGUAUUCUACGGUGCAGUUCAUCUUGAUUCCAAGAUCGAAAGGGUGAAAUCCACAGCAGACAAAUUUAUAGAGAAUGAGUCCUCCAUCGACGAGGAGAAGCCUAAAAAGAAGAAAUGUUGUGGGGGUAAAGGCGGAUCUGGCUGUUGUUCAUCAAAGGGUAACAAGAAGAAGGGCGGUUGCAGUUGUGGCCAUUCAAAGAACGCUGAUAUUGAGGACAUCGCUGAUUCAUUAGAAUCUGGGCUUGUUGUUAGCACUUCUCAAGAGAAGGAUACCAGUUCUGGAGAGAAAAGCACCUCUAGAGAGACCAACGCUGAGAAAAGGGAUAACAUAAUAGCAGUAGACUUUACACAGGCUUUCAAACGUUUGAGUAAGAAAAAGGGAAAAAAUGGAAAAGAUGCGAGGCCUCGCAAGCACAUAACAAAAGCGUCUGUGUUGAAGAAGCCGAAAGAGGAAGAUGAUUUGGUUAAAAGUGCUAUGACUGUAUCCAAUGAAUCAUUGUUAAGUUCUCAGGUAUAUGUUUUCUACAGCUCUUUGCAAGGUGGAGCUGAAAGAUCAGCUAGAAAGGUGCUUGAGACAUUAUCACGUUUGAUAGAGUUGAAAGCACCUCCGAUUCUGCUGAAUAUGGAUGAUAUUACGGACAUUGAUGAUUAUUUUGUAUCUGUUCCAUGUGAGAAUGCUCUUUAUAUUCUUGUUGUACCAUCCUAUGACACAGAUUGUCCUCUGGAUUAUUUUUUGCAAACCCUAGAGGAAAACUUCAAUGAUUUUAGAAUCGAUAAAUUUCCUUUACGAAAAUUGGUAGGGUACGGUAUUCUAGGUAUUGGUGAUUCAGAAACUUGGCCGGAGAAAUUUUGUUAUCAGGCAAAGAAAGUGGAUCAUUGGAUAGCGCGGUUAGGAGGAAGAAGAAUAUUUCCUGUCGGGGAAGUUUGCAUGAAAACAGAAGCAGAGUCAAAGGUGCAAGAGUGGGCAGAUCUUUUGUGCGAGACAAUAAAAGAUGACACUCCUAUAUUGUAUGAAUAUGACGAAGAAGUCACCUCAUCCAAUGAAGAUGACCGACCAGAAGAAGACAUGAUUGAUUUAGAAGACAUAGGAAAUAGUGACAUCAGUGGAAAUGAUACAAAGCAAAUGGUUGCGAAAAACUCUCCGACUUACAAAAAGUUAACCAAGCAGGGUUAUACAAUAGUAGGUUCUCACUCUGGUGUUAAAAUUUGCAGGUGGACCAAGAGUGAUUUGAGAGGUACAGGAUCCUGUUAUAAGCAUUCCCUAUUCAAUAUUGUAUCCAGUAGGUGUAUGGAAUUAACACCUUCGUUAGCAUGCUCCUCAAAGUGUGUUUUCUGUUGGAGACACGGGACUAACCCUGUUUCGAAGAACUGGAGAUGGGAGUUAGAUGAACCGGACUAUAUUUUAGAGAAUGCAUUGCAAGGCCAUUAUUCGAAGAUCAAACAAAUGAGGGGUGUCCCCGGUGUUGUUAUGGAAAGGUUUGCUAAAGCCUUCAAAGUUCGCCAUUGUGCUCUGUCUCUUGUAGGCGAACCGAUCAUGUAUCCAUAUAUUACCAAGUUUAUCGAACUACUGCAUGAAAAACAAAUUUCUAGUUUUUUAGUUUGCAAUGCACAGCAUCCUGAUGCUUUAGCAAGCAUUGGUAAAGUAACACAGCUUUAUGUUUCUAUUGACGCUCCUACAAAGACAGAGCUGAAAAAGGUUGAUAGGCCUUUAUUUAAGGACUUUUGGGAAAGAAUGCUUCAAUGUCUGGACAUACUUAAUAGUGAACAAUCUCAUCAGAGAACAGUCUUCAGACUAACUUUAGUUAAAGGAUUCAACAUGGCAGAUGUUUCAGCAUAUGCAGACCUCGUUCAGCGUGGUCUUCCAAGUUUCAUAGAGGUAAAGGGCGCUACUUUUUCUGGUUCCUCUGAUGGUAACGGCAAUCCUUUGACAAUGCAAAAUAUUCCAUUUUAUGAAGAAUGUACAAAGUUCGUGAAAGAAUUUGCAGCAGAAUUACAAAGACGUGGCCUUGGUUAUGGCAUUGCUGCAGAGCAUGCACAUUCCAAUUGUAUCUUGAUUGCCAGCACAGAGUUUAAAAUUAAUGGCGAAUGGCAUACUCAUAUUGACUUUGACAAAUUUUUCGAGUUAUUGGCUAGUGGUAAACAAUUCUAUCCUAUGGAUUAUGUUGCUAAAACACCUGAAUGGGCCUUAUUUGGUAAUGGAGGUUUUGCUCCAGGUGAUACAAGGGUUUAUAGGAAGGGUAAAAAGAAAAGAAUGAUGCAGUCGUCAGAGAAAGAAAGUAAUGAAACACAAGCGUGA
Zygotorulaspora mrakii is the source of this 2391-nucleotide messenger RNA. It is a transcript of the gene TYW1, whose product is annotated as putative tRNA 4-demethylwyosine synthase. Lineage: Eukaryota; Fungi; Ascomycota; Saccharomycetes; Saccharomycetales; Saccharomycetaceae. Gene Ontology annotation, biological process: wybutosine biosynthetic process. The transcript has a single exon. The record is from RefSeq and is a predicted model, not a curated record. Gene Ontology annotation, molecular function: catalytic activity; 4 iron, 4 sulfur cluster binding; FMN binding. The coding region runs from base 1 to 2391 and encodes 796 amino acids.